GUAACUUGGCCUAUCCAGACCUACGGAGUCUCUUUCAGUAUUUCCAUUUGAUUUCUUUGUCAUCAACUGAACCCCCACUAGAGGGUUUUCUAAGGAGAAGGUAUUCUUUAAUAUAUAGUGAUUGACACAAAGGAAAAAUAAGGCGGUCUUAGAAAAAAAUAAAUGAAAUAAUAACUUCUUGUUUAAUUUGGGGGGUAACUUUGAUUUUUUAUCCAGGUAAUCUGGAGCUCUCAUAAUGUUUGCCAAAGCAACGAGGAAUUUUCUUAAAGAAGUUGAUGCUGGAGGUAACCUGAUUGCAGUAUCAAACUUGAAUGACUCUGAUAAGUUACAACUUCUAAGUCUGGUGACCAAAAAGAAGAGAUUCUGGUGCUGGCAGAGACCCAAGUACCAGUUUUUAUCUGUCACCCUUGGAGAUGUACUCACAGAAGACCAGUUUCUGAGUCCAGUGGUCGUGGAGUCGGACUUUGUGAAAUACGAGGGCAAGUUUCAAAACCACGUGAGCGGGACCAUCGAGACGGCACUAGGGAAGGUCAAGCUGAAUGUUGGAGGCAAAGGACUUGUGGAAAGUCAGUCUUCUUUUGGAAGCCUGAGGAAGCAGGAGGUGGACCUGCAGCAGCUCAUCAGAGAUUCCACUGAGAGAGUCAUAAAUCUGAGAAAUCCGGUGCUGCAGCAGGUGCUGGAGAGGAAGAGUGAGGUCCUGUGUGUCCUGACCCAGAGGAUAGUGACGACGCAGCCGUGUGUGAUAUCAGAGCACAUUCAGAUAGAGGAGAAGUGUGGCGGCAUGGUGGGGAUCCAGACCAAGACGGUGCAGGUGUCUGCAAAGGAGGACGGGAACAUCACCAAGGACACCAACGUGGUGCUAGAGAUCCCGGCUCCCACCGCCAUCGCCUAUAGCGUCAUCGAGCUGUACGUGAAACCGGAUGGCCAGUUCGAAUUCUGCCUCAUACAAGGGAAACACGGUGGCUUUGAGCUUGAGAGAAGUGGCUCGGUCUUCAUGGACCCUCUGCCCUUUCAAGAGUUUGCAUUUGGGGACAUGCCAGAUGCUGCUCAAGGACCAUCUGCCCUGGAUUGGCCGUUGAGUGUUUUAAAACAAGCCACUUUGCUCCUGGAGCGGAACUUCCGUCCCUUUGCAGAGCUGCCGGCACAGCAGCAGUCGGCGCUGAGCCACAUCCUCCAGGCCGUCCUGUCUGAUGAAGAGCUACUCAGGGCCCUGGAGCAAGUGUGUGAGGAUGUGGUCAGUGGCCUGUCAUCCCCACUGGCGACACUGGGGGAGCUGAAGCCCCCACAGCAGCAGGACCUCACAGCUUUCCUAUGCUCGGUGGGGUACAGAGUGCAGGGCGGGUGUCCAGGCCUGGAGGAUGCAGUCAGCAACCAGAAGCUCUUUUCUACAGCGUACUUCUUGGUCAGUGCACUAGCAGAAAUGCCAGAUAAUGCAGGAGCUCUGCUGGGUGCUUGCUGUAAACUCCAGAUUAUUCCUUCGCUGUGUCACUUGCUCCGUGCUCUCUCUGAUGAUGGAAUAUCUGAUCUUGAAAACCCAGACUUGGCUCCUCUGAAGGAUAUGGAAAGGUUUAUGAUUGUGCAGCGUUUGUUUGCCUCAGCUGACAUGAACCUGGAGAGACUGCAGUCAUCUGUGAAAGUUGUCACCCAGAAGGACCCUAACAUUUUCCCACUAAUUCUUUAUAUAAGCCUAAAUGGACUCUGUGCUUUAAGCAGAGCACAUUAAUAGCACCAUAUGUGAAUUACAAAUACAUGUUAUCAGCCAAGGCUGGGUAUUUUCCAGCAUUGUUAAGAUACUACUGAGUUUAGCCACUAGGUACUCUAUAAACAGUUUUUCAUAAAAGGCCUAUGCUGGUGACCCAGUGUCUAAGUUAGAUUCUAGCAUCUGAAGAGCUAGAGGAUGGUUGAGAAUUCU
Molecule: messenger RNA, 1912 nt
Organism: Enhydra lutris kenyoni (northern sea otter)
Lineage: Eukaryota; Metazoa; Chordata; Mammalia; Carnivora; Mustelidae
Product: gasdermin E
Exons: 9
Coding region: 236-1723 (495 amino acids)
Biological process (GO): programmed cell death
Cellular component (GO): cytoplasm
Source: RefSeq, a predicted model, not a curated record